CUUACCAGAUGAGGGUUUAACGUUUGGGCUGAUAUCAUCGCCAUAGAGAAGCAAGAAAGUGGAAGAUGACUGGAGUAGGAACACCUGAUUUCUUCUACAGAGAAGCUCAGCGCCUUGGCUAUGUCGCUCGCUCUGCUUUCAAGUUGCUACAAAUACAGAAGCAAUACAAGCUGAUAAAAACAGGCUCCUCUGUUCUUGACCUUGGUUGUGCUCCAGGUGCUUGGCUUCAGGUUGCCUGCCAAAGUCUAGGUCCGUUGAAGAAUGGCGGGGUCGUUGUGGGGAUUGAUCUAAAGAAGGUGAAGGUUCCUCCUCUUCACUGUGAUUCCAGGGUUCAUACUGUUUGUGCUGAUGUUAUGAACCUACCUAAAGCAAAAAUUAGGGCGUUCUCACCUCAGCAGAAAGGAUUUUCCGUAAUACUCUCAGAUAUGUGUCCCUUAGUUUCUGGAAUUACCACUAAAGAUGCAGCUUUAUCUGCCGAGUUAGGGAUGCGAGCACUUGACUUGGCUGUUGGUCGAGCAGCCUACUCUAAUCCAGAUAAUGAUAUUAAAGGAGAAGAAGUUAAUGGAUAUCAUUCCAGUCCAGCUGAUCAUGGUGUACUGAGGCCGGGAGGUAACCUUAUCAUUAAGCUUCUGGAGAGUGAGGAUGCACAAGAGUUUAUGCCAAUCUGCAAACCACUCUUUACAAAGGCAUCAUGGCUGAGGCCGAAAGCUACGAGAUCUUCAUCUAGAGAGAUAUAUCUAAUCUGCCAGGGUUUGCAGCUAUAGCUGAUGGUUUGCUUGUUGCCUGUCUUCAGCUUUCGGUGACAACAACCACAGCAAACCAGCGAUAAUUUCAGUCUUUCUUAUCAAAAUAUUUUGUUGAUCCCCCAUGGUGGUAGUUACUGAUGCCAAUUUCAAGAGAGAACAAGAAAAA
This is a messenger RNA of Carica papaya (papaya), 912 nucleotides long. Its product is annotated as FtsJ-like methyltransferase family protein. NCBI's taxonomy places the organism in Eukaryota, Viridiplantae, Streptophyta, Magnoliopsida, Brassicales, Caricaceae. Gene Ontology annotation, molecular function: rRNA (uridine-2'-O-ribose)-methyltransferase activity. Gene Ontology annotation, biological process: RNA methylation. The record is from RefSeq and is a predicted model, not a curated record.